Messenger RNA from Aspergillus viridinutans, 1425 nucleotides. RefSeq lists its product as uncharacterized. The transcript is spliced from 2 exons. Bases 1 to 1425 code for a protein of 474 amino acids. Lineage: Eukaryota; Fungi; Ascomycota; Eurotiomycetes; Eurotiales; Aspergillaceae. The record is from RefSeq and is a predicted model, not a curated record.
AUGCAAGACACGUCGAGAGAAGGCCGCCUAGAGCUGUCACUUGCACAUCCACUGGACAAAUCUCGCCUGGUACAAAAUCCUUGCUCAUCCCAAUCAUCAUCCUUGAUCUGGCAGGGUCUCGUCAGGGCAACGACCGAGUUCAAUCUCUGUCCGAACCGCGUGUGGGCAGUAGCCCGCAGCCUCCCACAGCGAGAAAAGAACAUCCCUCUACUCAUCCCCGCAUCAGACGCUGCUAUUAAACACCGUAUCCCCCAUCACCAGGGCCACGAGCAGUGCACAUUCGACUUUUGCGAAUUUUCCCGGCGCGAUUUCACAGGCGUGCAGCAGCGCCAUGAGACACCAGACUGCAAAUGCGUGCCUCUGCGCGGCCUCUUCCCCCCGGAUGAAAUUGAGAAAGCCGCAAAGGCGGGCAAGGUCACGGCGUGGGCGUUGGAUGGGAAGUCGAUUAUCAGGCCUCCUCGGCCGUUCAUGGCGAUAUCACAUGUCUGGGCUGAUGGGACUGGUGCCGGCGCUUGGGGCCCCGGGCAGGUGAACCGGUGCCUCCAUAGCUUCUUUCGACGCAUUGCAGAGCAGUUCCAGUGUGAAGGGAUUUGGUGGGAUACGGUCUGCAUUCCGCGAUCAAAGGCCGCUCGCACCAUUGCGAUAAAUCGGAUGCAGCAGAAUUAUGAGGAUGCUCGCGUCACUCUCGUCCAUGAUUGUUUCCUGCGGGAGUGGGAAUGGGUCGAUGAUGAUGACGAUAGCACGAAUGCGAGACUUGCUUGCUUUGCGAUUAUCAUGUCUCCCUGGUUUAGCCGGGGGUGGACGGCUCUGGAACUGGCCAGGUCUCGUCGAGUGAAAGUGAUAUUCAAAGGCGCUUAUGGCCCAGCCAUAAAAGACCUUGACGACGAUAUUCUAGCAAAGGUGCCCGAUGAUAUCGUAGCACGGCCGGUAGCGAAUCUCCGGGCCACCAGAAUCAGUGCCGUUGACGACCUCUUGACCGUGCUCGGCUCUCGAUAUACGUCGUGGCCUCGAGAUAUAGCGACCAUAGCCGGGCUUUUAGUCGGCAUUGACAUACCCCACGAUACAACACAGCAAGACAUCUAUCAGCGCAUCCUGAAGAGAGUUGGGAAGGUCUCCCCCGAACAUCUCUUCCACAAUUCCGCGACCAUGUCUAAAGGUGGAUUUACUUGGUGUCCUACCAGUUUGGUUGACCUCGCACCGUCUUCAGGACUGACCUCUCUGAGAGUUACCGAGGACGGGGCAGUCGUGGGCCAGUGGAAGGUACUUGGUCGCCCGAACUGGAUUUCCAGGGGGAGAUAUAACUGGAAGGGCACACAUCCUCUGGCAGAAGUCCGCCUGCAAGCUGCGCUCCAGCAACCUGAGAAGCAUUGCCUUCUAGCUGAGAACUAUAAUAGUUAUGUCAGUGCCAGUUUCCGCCCUCAGUAA